Molecule: messenger RNA, 2186 nt
Organism: Girardinichthys multiradiatus
Lineage: Eukaryota; Metazoa; Chordata; Actinopteri; Cyprinodontiformes; Goodeidae
Product: ras-related protein Rab-40C-like
Exons: 6
Coding region: 535-1413 (292 amino acids)
Biological process (GO): intracellular signal transduction; protein localization to plasma membrane
Cellular component (GO): endosome; synaptic vesicle; plasma membrane
Molecular function (GO): GTP binding; GTPase activity
Source: RefSeq, a predicted model, not a curated record
GUGAAUGGUGUCACUGCCGUGCAGUUCCCUCACAGCUUCGUUGGAGUCAGGGGGCCCUGUAUUUGACUUCACCGUUUUAUUAUUUUGCGAUUAAGCGAAGACGAGCUCUCAUUUGGUUUGGUUAAGUGUCAUUAUAAGUUAGAUUAAACGGGUUAAUUUUAAUUUUACAGCUCUUGUUUGUCAAAGAAUGCGAAGUUAACGUUUAUCUUAGCCGGCUAGCUAACGGGCGAGCUAGUACCCAAUGUUGUUUUGAUUAUUUACUAAAACGAGUCUAAUUGCAGAGAUACAUAAUGAUAUUUUUGUAUUUAGGUGCAUUUGGAAAAAUACUUUACAUCGUAUAGACGAUUGAGCUGAAGAGACAGACCUUUAUUAUCUCCCAAGUUAGCAUACCAGCUAACUAGUUAGCCGGCGUUAACGUCGAACAGCUAUCAGCUAGCGUCCGCUGACUCUCUGGGGACCUUCCGGAUUGUUCCCUGACCCCGAACCGCAGAUAGUGUCUGGGGAGCUUAUAAAGCUCUCAGUGAACCAGAUCCAAUGCGCGGUAUGAUGGGAACUCAAAGCAGCCCCGUCAAGAGCUACGAUUAUCUCUUGAAAUUUCUUCUUGUGGGGGACAGUGACGUAGGAAAAGGAGAAAUCUUGGAGAGUUUGCAGGACGGAUCUGUGGAGUCUCCAUACGCCUACAGCAGUGGGAUUGAUUACAAGACCACCACUAUUCUUUUGGACGGCAGAAGGGUGAAAUUAGAGCUAUGGGACACAUCGGGGCAAGGCAGAUUCUGCACCAUCUUCAGGUCUUACUCUCGUGGAGCACAGGGCAUCCUGCUGGUUUAUGACAUCACUAAUGCCUGGUCGUUUGAUGGGAUUGAUCGCUGGAUCCGGGAAAUUGAUGAGCAUGCUCCGGGUGUUCCCAGGAUCCUUGUAGGAAACCGCCUUCACCUGGCAUUUAAGCGGCAAGUGCCUACAGAGCAGGCGAGGGCUUACGCUGAGAAGAACAGCAUGACCUUUUUUGAGGUCAGUCCUCUCUGCAACUUCAACGUUAUCGAGUCCUUCACAGAGCUGUCACGUAUCGUGUUAAUGAGGCAUGGGAUGGAGAAGUUCUGGAAGCCCAACAGAGUCUUCAGCCUUCAGGACUUGUGCUGCCGAUCAAUAGUCUCCUGCACGCCGGUUCACCUCAUCGACAAGCUGCCGCUUCCUGUUGCCAUCAAAUCCCACCUCAAGUCCUUCUCCAUGGCCAACGGCAUGAACGCCGUCAUGAUGCAUGGGCGCUCAUACUCGGUCACCAACAGCACAGCCUCUGGUGGCAGCAGCGGUGGAAGCAAAGCCAACAGUCUCAAACGCUCAAAGUCCUUCAAAGCUCCUCAGAGUCCUCCAAAAUACUCCUCCUCUUCCUCUAAGGGCAACUGUAAGAUCUCAUAGUGACAGAGUGGAGUGAGAUUUUCCCCUUAGUGCCGAUAUUAAAGCUGUUGCUUCAAGAGGUCACAAGACUGAAGAAGGCCACGUAGAGCUCCCAGCUGUCAGAAAUGAAUACAAAUAUGAACUUAUUUGAUGUUUGGGAAUUAAGUUGGACUGACGGACUGGUUUCUAUUGUCGGGCUCACCGGUCCCAUCCUGUGAAUGUUCAGUUACCUGUUCACUAUCUAGUAGAGGAUGAAUUCCUGGGGACCAACUAGUGUGAAUCAAGGCUCGCCAGUUAACACUACAGAUGGUUCCCUUCUGUAAGGAAAAACAAAAGAUUGUUUAUUGGUAUUUAAAGCUGGACUUGAUGUUAUUUGUAUAUAAAUACAUGUAUGUGUGUGUUUGUGAUGGGGUGAUUUUCAUGGGGAGGAUCUUGUCAUGUUUGUUUUAUCUUGAAUGUUUUGACAGACGUGCUUUAAAUGUUUUUGUGUCUUGUGGCCUUUUUGUACAGGAGAAAACUAGCUUUCCAACAUCAAAGUUGCUGUGCUAUUAAUUCAAACUUUGUUUAAAACAUUUUAAAAUUUGCUACUUAGGUGGAAUUAAAAAGGAACAGCUCCUAGUUUUUCAAACUUUUAAUUCAUGUUCACCACCCAUUGGUUCAUUCAUAAGUACACGAUGUCAGGGCUUUUUAAACCUACAUUUUACCCGCUUUGUUGUGAAACUGUUUUAACUAUCGAAAGCAUGGUUGGUUUUGAUCUCUGCUUGACUCAUUAAAAACAAAACUUGUACAAACUA